This is a messenger RNA of Sycon ciliatum, 2199 nucleotides long. RefSeq names its product NAD-dependent protein deacetylase sirtuin-2-like. The record is from RefSeq and is a predicted model, not a curated record. Gene Ontology annotation, molecular function: NAD+ binding; histone deacetylase activity, NAD-dependent. The coding region runs from base 265 to 1437 and encodes 390 amino acids. The transcript is spliced from 14 exons. NCBI's taxonomy places the organism in Eukaryota, Metazoa, Porifera, Calcarea, Leucosolenida, Sycettidae. Gene Ontology annotation, cellular component: nucleus.
CGCUUCGUGAAGAUUUCGAAAAUACCCGAGAUUACAGCUGUUGCAGGCCAGCUGUCCUGGAAUGUGACAGGACACUCCUGAAGUUGCUGAACUGUUUAUAAGCUGGUGAGAGAAGGGGAACUGCUACUUACUUUUGGGUACUGCUUCGGCACGCGUGGUCGUGAAGCCACUGCUGUUCCUUGCUGCCUGAUUUCAUCGAGCAAGGUUUUCAACUGAACUAACCUCCAUCCAUUGCAGAACGCUGCGAUACGAGUCAUCAUCAACAUGAGUAUUACAAGUGCUGCUGGCGACCUACUGGAGCAGCUGCGAGCCAUCAUCGCCGGUGGUCGUGAACCAUCCGUGCGGCCUGGCCCACAGCUCAACUCAUUCAAUCUUGAAGGCGUUGCUGAGCACAUCAAGUCAGGCAAAUGCAAGAACAUCAUCUUCAUGACUGGAGCGGGUCUAUCUACGGCUGCUGGCAUCCCGGACUUCCGAUCGCCAAACACUGGACUGUAUGAUCAGUUGCAAAAAUACAAUCUUAGCUCACCGCAGGAGAUCUUCAGCAUUGACUUCUUCAGGGAGAAUCCCAAGCCUUUCUAUGAGCUGGCCAAAGAACUGUAUCCUGGCAAAUUCAUACCGACCGUCAGCCACUACUUUAUCCGUCUCUUAUCGGAGAAGGGCUUGCUGCUCCGGAGCUAUACACAGAACAUUGAUACGCUGGAGCGCAUUGCUGGCGUCCCCGGUGACAAGAUCAUCGAAGCGCACGGCUCUUUCAGCCAGGCUCAUUGCAUACAGUGUAAUGAGGAGUAUAGCCAGGACUGGCUCAAGGAAAAAGUGUUUGCUGACGAGAUCCCGACCUGUACAGUGUGUGACGGCUACGUCAAGCCAGACAUUGUGUUCUUUGGCGAAGGGCUGCCCAAGGAGUUUCACACCGGAGUGGUUACGGAUUUCCCUGUUUGCGACCUGCUGAUCAUCAUGGGAACAUCGCUAGUGGUGCAACCGUUUGCACAUCUUGUUGGAAGGGUCGGCCAUGAGUGCCCUCGCCUGUUGAUCAAUCGAGAGGAAGCUGGUAAAUCAAGGCUGGGUGGGUUGGAGUUUGGCGAGGAAUGCAACUACAGGGACGUUUUCCACCAGUGUGACUGUGAUGAUGGGUGCAUGGAACUGGCUGAGCUACUCGGCUGGAAGAAUGAACUUCUGGAGCUGGUCGCACAUGAACAGGCCAAGUUAGCUGCAGAGAAUAGUACCACAGGAACCGACUCGGAGGCAGCGUCAGCAGCAGCAGCAGUAGCACCAGUGACAGGGGAAAUACCUGCAUCUGGUACCGCUGCUGAACAAGCUUCCACACCACCUAGCCCUGCGGGUGCUGGUGCUGCUUCUACGGCUGAAGGUGCCAGUCCUAAUGGUUCUCCUCCCCAAGAGAAUAUGAUCGGCGACGGCGGCAUGGCAUCCAGCCAAUAGACACUGGCCAUGAUGUUCCAGCACGUCAGUGCACACAUUGGUCACCAUGUAUUCACGAGCUUACUGAUUACUCCGGAUAAUUUGUAGGUUUAGUCUGAUCUUCUGGUGAUCACGGCACUGCUCACAGAUACCCAUGCUAGCAACAGCAUCAUUCAAGUGCCAGCACAAUCAUGCAUAGAUAAUCUGUACAUAAUAACGAUGUACAUGUAGUCAUGUACCUUUCGAAGUAGCUAAAAUAUUAAAUAGUCAUCAGUAGAUAUUGUAUUUUUUGCACGACAGCUCAUGAACCUGUCCUUUUCAAUACCAUAAUAUCAUGUCAUCAGAGUUAUUUCAGUUUCGUUUGUUUGCAUGGAACAUCAUCAAAUCUCGACAAUUAUGUAGUAAUUGUUGCAUCCAAAUCUGAUUUCCUUUUCAACCUCAUCAACCAAUCACCCUUGUCAAUAAUAAUGGGGGGGGGGGGGGGGCAACUUGAUUCUGUAUUUUUGUACAUAGGUGUACUACCAUGCUAUUAUAUCUCACUUACUUUUCUUGUUUCCAGUUCCCCUUGUCCGCUGUUCCCCAAUCAGUCUGGUCCAUCUUGCUCUCAUCUCGACAUUGCACAACCCGUAUUUCAAUGCUACUCGUUUUCCUUUUAGAACCGUUUUCCUGUUUUGUUUAGAACCGGAUCUCUUAUGCUCCAUCUUGAGUCUAUUUUCUCAUAUCUUUUCUAGAUCAUUGAUGCUCUUCUCAGCAUGCUGAUGAAGUCAACAGUUUAUAACUUUA